AUGUGCGGGAUGGGAGAGGAGAGGUUGCCGAGAAGUGUAUGGGAGGCGAAGUGGGCAAACAAAAAGGAGGGUAGACAACCCACGAAAUGGGCCAAGGUUGUAGAAGACGUAUGGAAGGGGCUCGACAUCGACGAAGAUGAAACGCUGGAAACGGAGGGUCUACAGGGGUUCAAGGAGAAGAUAUCUGUUGCUUGUGCCGAAAGAGAAGAACAGAAUCUAAAGAAAGAAGCCAAGGAUAAGGAGAGUCUAGAAGUGUACGGAAUGUUGAAGGCAGGAAUAGGGUUCAAGGAUUACCUACAUGGACCAAUGGAUGCAGGGACAAAGCUUAAGGUCAAAUUCAGGACCGGGGACAUAGGCCUUCGAGAACGUCGACGACGACAUAGGACGGUAGACGACGAAGACGACGAGUUCAAAUGUGAUUGCGGCUUCGAAUACGAAGACCGUGUUCAUGUAGUCGCGGAAUAUCCGUUGUACAAGAAGGAGAGGGAGUGUUCGUGACUGAGCUGGGAAAAAUAGAUAGGACGUACAGGGAGAUGUUUGAGGGAUGGAAUAGAGAGGAAAGGACGGUAGCUGUAGUGGGGCAUAGGAGGUGGGUUGAAACGGCGGGAAGGGAUAUCGUUAGGAUAGAGAGACUAGGGACGACAUUUUUGAGCCAAGUUUGGCAAAGUAGAAAGGAACGAUUGGCCAUCGGUGAUCGGUCCUGUGGGAACAAUGCUCCGUCCUCUCGAGGACGCGUGGUCAAUGGUCUAACCGCUAANCCCCCCCCCCCCCCCCAUGGGGAUUCGAACUCAUGACCUCUGCAACUAGCGGAAUACGAGGAUACCACUAGGCCACCGGGGGCGACCGGUUGCGACCGGUUAGUGUACGCCCCAUUGGAGUCGCUUUCGUAGAAGGCCACACUGUGAAUGACACGUCGAUAGGUACACUUGACGACAUACCGUUGUUCCUCAUGUCGUACCGCAGGGAGCAAGGUGGGAGGAGGUUCUGUGACUUGAAAAUCGUCUGACACGAGCGUUGCAUCCAGACAAGGCAACAAUAUAUUAAUAUCGGUCGGUCACGAAACCAGCACGAGAGGUCUCGCAGUUGUACAGUGGUGGAAGAAACCUGUUUUUCGUUUCACGUCGUGCAGUCCCUUCACGAACCCGUUCCGCGUUCGCAACGCCCGAUGAUUGGCAUCACACUGAUUGCAGGAAGCUUGGCGGCUGUGGAACCACACUAUCACUGUGGCGGUCCUUACUCGAAGGUGCGUGUGGGUGUGGUUAACUGAUUUUACGCCACAGACAGGCCUAUGUGCGUUGAACCUCCUUAAUCAAGCCUCGCAUUGUGAAGUUGGUGCUCCUCCUUCGGGGUUAGUAUAUUUCCGAGUUUUUCGGGACGCCUGUGCAGCUUGUGCUCUACGUGUGAUAGUCAUCGCACUAUCCUUGACAUCCAGUCCGUGGAUCUCGUUUCGCCGGCGUUUUUCGGGGGUAGGUGGGUUCGUGUUUGCCGGACGACCAAAGUGAAGGGGAACACCUUGCAAGGGCUGCCCUUCAACCAACCACCGAAAGGAACUUCAGUGCCAGGGGUUCUCCCCGUAGUUUCAACCAGCCCCCGCGCGUUGCCGAGGGUUUCAACGGAAUCCGCUCGUUCUAAAAGUUCGACGAGCGGCAGGCUCGCACAUGUCGUCCACGGGGUACGGGUAUCGGAACACGGAGGAGACUCUGAUAUGCCUGGCCGUGCGAGUGUUACUGCUGCAGACGGCCGAAGUAUGUCGAGGGAGGGCAGCUUGUUCCCGACCAUUUCCUGAACGUGACUCAGUUGUUCAUGAGGACUCUUGCACACCAAGGAUAAUAGCACUGAAAAAAAAAUGGCAUCCAGUCCUUUCUUCAUGAAGUUGCGUGAUGCGAGAUGGUAACAGAGAUGUUUCUUUUUUCUGACCUCACGAUGUUGUCUGUAGGAAGACAGUAUUGGCUGAACAGCAUCAUGGCGUAGACGGUCAGCUCCCACAGCCCGGGAUAACCAUAUCGGGAAUGGAUCCACGUUCAAAACCCGUUUUACGUUGUAUUUGACUACGUUCGCGUCAUGAGGAGACGUUGUUUCCGAAGCAUUCAUGAAUGCAGACGGUGGUUGGUGAUAAACACACCGGCCAAAAAACAAACAAAUGGUGCUGCUGUACGUGUCUAAAAAAAAAACUUUGGUCGUGCGCCACACGGUCUCUCUGCGUGGUCCCCCCCCUAGGCACCUGUAAAAAAACACCACAAAAAAUACAAGACAAGUGUGCUGUACGUGGCAAAAAAACAACAUCGAACAUCAAGCGUGCGCUACGCGUUCUCCAUGCGUGUUCUACACGUGGUACACUCGUCAAACACCCACCCGACAAAAGACAAACGGUACAGCAAGUGAAAGCGAUCUUCCCUCUCCCUCCUCCGCCGGCACACGAACGACCUUGCACCAACCGCCCCUAAAACACAAUCGGUCGCUCUAGCACAUGUGGAAUCGGGGAGGGACCGCGGGCUGUCCCUCAAAGGGGACUUUUGUCCCAUUCAGCCAUCUCGGUUCUAAUCUUCGCUAUAUUUUUUUCCAGAAAACCGACAAUUUCCAGCGCCGUGCUGUCGCCGCCUGCCACCUCUGCUUUGGCUUCUUUGAGACUUUUCGUGGCGGCUUGGAAAGAUUUGAACAAGGUGUCGAAAAACGACAAUUUUGCGGUCUUUUCAUCUACGAUGUCCCGCGAGGAAGGUGCUGCGGCGGGGGCGGGUUCGGACGCUGGCCGAAAUAGCUCGCUUAAUCCGCCGGGGGGCAGUCCAAGUACCGACGCCACUGAGUGCAUGGCAACCGUGGCCGUCUCUUGCACUCUGACGGCGUUCUUAGACACCUUUUUCUUGGCCUUGAGAUGGGCGUUGUCCUCCCUCGCUCUGCGUUUGGAGUCCUCUCUCCUCUUCGCGUCAGCAGCGGCUCCCUUGGCGCCGGUAGGGCCGGCGGCCGCCCCCCCCCACGCCGCUGCUCUCCCGUUGCACGUCUUCGGGCAGGAGCCGGUCACACACGGGGAGGAUCUGCGGGUAACCGGCCAUGACCUGUCCAAAGUAGGUGUCCANNNNGUGACAUUGAGCGGAAGUGGACGUCACCACGAAAGUAUAUCGUCGUGCUGGAACUUGCAAUCGGAAACGUACUUCCCGCUGAUGUCAUUUAGAGCGCACACGUGGUUGUGGGAGGAACGUACUUGUGUCAUCGAUGCAUCGCCAACAUGUAGAAAAAUCGGGUGUUUCAAAGGCAUAUUAUUGAAACCUUUUAUGAUGAGGGGAACCACAGUAGGUCGGG
This is a messenger RNA of Ectocarpus sp. CCAP 1310/34, 3294 nucleotides long. The record is from the annotation of a GenBank genome assembly. Lineage: Eukaryota; Phaeophyceae; Ectocarpales; Ectocarpaceae.